ACUUAAAUCCUGGUACGUUACAAUCAGUGUUGGUAAACGUUAUCGAUAGGCUAUUGCAGAAUGCACCGAAAUCGGCGCGCUUUAUUCGAUAGCUCAAUCGUUCCCCGCGAACCAGUUCUUUUAGUAAAACAACAAACUCAUCUCCCACAUAGAAAACAGAAAAUUACUAUUUAAUCGUUUGUUAGUCUUUUUUUCGGCAUAAAAAUUUAACUAAAUUAUGCCUGUGUAAUGCUAGAAAACAUUUCGUUGUGUGUGAUCAAGAUCGAAACGGACUUGGAGCCCAGCGCAGAUUCCGAGGGAGCCGUGUCCGCCGAACAUCCCACCAAUCCUCGUGUUCUUAAGGAGCGGGAACGCGAUCGCGGACUGCGCUUGGCCCGCGAUAUCACCAUCGAAACCUACAUCAACCAGCGUUGGACGCGGGAAUUUAGUGCUCCGAAGGAUCAGGAGACGGAGGGCAGCAAGAUGAACUGGGCGGCGGCCCUGCAGCACGUGAACAGUCCCACGGCGGGCAGUUCCCGGGAAACCACUCCUCGUAACGGCGAUGAAACCCAGACGGGCGGUCCACAGGUCACCUCCUCCAAGUUCCCCCAUGAGAUCGGUUACUUCUCCGGCAAUCCCAUCGUCGAAGUGACCAAGGGCCUUAUCCAUCUCUACAAGAAAAACGAACGAAAAGCCAUCAAGGAGGCUCCAUCCAACCAGCUCUGCCUGCUGGCUGUGCCAGCCACUCUUAACUGCCACGAUCUGCUGAACUUUAUCGCUCCCUGCCAUGCAGAGAUCAAACACGUCCAGAUUGUCCGCGACGGCAGUCCCAAUCAAUUCAUGGUGCUGCUGGAAUUCCGUUCUAAUGAAUCAGCUCUUGAGUUCUACAAGUCUUACAAUGGGAUUGCUUACAACUCCCUGGAACCGGACUCGCUGUGCCACGCGGUCUGGGUCUCGGCGGUGGAGAGGAGCGAACAUGGAGCACCGCCAAUGGGACACACUGAGCUGCCCACCUGUCCAGUGUGCCUGGAGCGCAUGGACGAAAGCGUGGACGGAGUGCUGACCAUCUUGUGUAACCACGCCUUUCAUGCCAGCUGCUUGAUGAAGUGGGGCGAUUCCACUUGCCCUGUGUGCCGCCACGUCCAGACCCCCGAGCUCGUCGAGGAUUCCGUGUGCAUGGAGUGUGAGGGCACCGAUUCGCUGUGGAUUUGCCUGAUUUGCGGACAUGUCGGCUGCGGCCGCUAUCAGGGAGGACAUGCUGCCGCCCACUACCGGGCCACUAACCACACCUUCGCCAUGCAACUGGGCACUUCAAGCGUUUGGGACUACGCCGGCGACAACUUCGUACACCGCUUGUUUCAGAACAAGUCCGACGGGAAGCUGGUGGCCUCCCAAACUGAGAAAGACGAGCGCGAGGAGAAGAUUGACUCAAUGCAGAUGGAGUUUACUUACUUACUAACUUCGCAGCUGGACACACAACGAAAAUACUACGAGGAGCGAAUGGAGAGGCUUGAGCAAGAGUGGCAGACCUUCAAGUCGAACGCCAACGAGGCCAAGACAGAAGUCUCCGAGCUUCAGCAUCUCCAACAGACCAUGCAGAAGGAGAAGGUCAAUCUGGAGCGCAAGCUGACCCAACAUACAACGAAGCUCAAGGAGGUGCAAAAGCAACUGAACGAGGAACGGGAGCUGUCCAAGGCCCUACAGACCAACCAGAGCUCCUGGCACGGCAAAUACAAGAUCUUGGAGCAGCAGUACAACGAGUUCAAACACAAUCAUGACGCCGAGGUUACCGAUCUAAAGGAACAGCUUCGCGACGUAAUGUUCUUCCUGGACAACCAGCAGAAGAUGGCCAACUCCGAGUUGGCUGGCGCCUCCAUCACUGGCAUCGGAGAAAAGGAGCCGGAUCCAAAUUCAAGGCGCGGCAAUCGUCGCAAUAAGUAAAUCCUACCUAUCACACACCAUUUACACAUAAAUGUAUUUUGAUUCGAGCUGCAUUGUUACCCGAUCUGCAAACCGAAUAUAUAAGAUUAAUAACGGCUCUAUAUGUGAUUUCCUUUGUGAAGCAAAAACCCAAGGAUAUAAUAUACCUAGUGUACACGUACUUUUACUUUAAGCUAAUUGAAAAACAUAUUUCUGAAAUAUAUUGCGUUUUUAUUUCGAAUUAAUUAAAAGUUUGUCAAGAAA
Molecule: messenger RNA, 2163 nt
Organism: Drosophila rhopaloa
Lineage: Eukaryota; Metazoa; Arthropoda; Insecta; Diptera; Drosophilidae
Product: BRCA1-associated protein
Exons: 5
Coding region: 229-1920 (563 amino acids)
Biological process (GO): Ras protein signal transduction; protein ubiquitination
Cellular component (GO): cytoplasm
Molecular function (GO): ubiquitin protein ligase activity; zinc ion binding
Source: RefSeq, a predicted model, not a curated record